Molecule: messenger RNA, 1620 nt
Organism: Danaus chrysippus (African queen)
Lineage: Eukaryota; Metazoa; Arthropoda; Insecta; Lepidoptera; Nymphalidae
Source: the annotation of a GenBank genome assembly
AUGCGCGCUCGCGCUCUGCCCGCCCGCGCGGCGAGACUGCUGCUGCUGGCCUUACUGCUGGCAGGCUGUGCUGGUAAUCCCGACGCCAAGCGCUUGUACGACGACCUCCUCAGUAACUACAACAAGUUAGUUCGGCCCGUUCUGAACGUCAGCGACGCGCUCACCGUACGCAUCAAACUGAAACUCAGUCAGCUCAUAGACGUCAAUCUCAAAAAUCAAAUUAUGACAACUAAUUUGUGGGUAGAGCAGAGUUGGUAUGAUUACAAGUUGUCGUGGGAGCCUCGUGAGUACGGUGGAGUGGAGAUGCUUCAUGUACCCUCUGAUCACAUAUGGCGUCCGGAUAUAGUACUCUAUAAUAAUGCCGAUGGGAAUUUUGAGGUAACUUUAGCUACAAAGGCGACUCUGAACUACACCGGUCGUGUGGAAUGGCGCCCUCCAGCCAUCUAUAAGUCCUCAUGCGAAAUUGAUGUCGAAUAUUUUCCAUUCGACCAACAGACAUGUAUUAUGAAGUUUGGGUCUUGGACUUACGAUGGCUUUCAGGUGGACUUACGGCAUAUCGACGAAGCGCGUGGCACAAACGUAGUAGAACUAGGAGUCGACCUUAGCGAGUUCUAUACAUCGGUUGAGUGGGACAUCUUAGAGGUACCCGCUGUUAGAAAUGAAAAGUUCUACACAUGUUGUGAUGAACCAUAUUUAGAUAUAACAUUCAACAUCACCAUGCGUCGAAAAACUCUCUUCUACACCGUCAACCUUAUCAUACCUUGUAUGGGCAUUUCAUUCCUGACAGUACUUGUGUUCUAUUUGCCUUCCGACAGCGGAGAGAAAGUUUCCCUUUCUAUUUCUAUACUUCUCUCUCUGACCGUGUUCUUUUUGUUGUUGGCUGAGAUAAUUCCUCCAACUUCACUCGUCGUACCGCUGCUUGGGAAAUUCGUUCUCUUCACGAUGAUACUUGACACAUUCAGUAUUUGCGUGACAGUGGUAGUGUUGAAUGUACACUUCCGAUCGCCACAGACACACACCAUGGCGCCGUGGGUGCGGCGUGUAUUCAUCCACGUACUGCCAAGACUCCUAGUGAUGCGUCGCCCCCACUACCGCCUUGAUCCACAUCGCAGUCGAUUCGCUGGAGUCGUUUCUAGCGAAGGUUGGUCACCCAUAGUCGGUCCAGUGGGAAUGGGACCGACAGGCUCUAUGGGACAAAUGGGUCCACUAGGUCUCUCCGGGAUGACGGGUAGAAUGACGGGCGAGAUGGCAGGAGGCGCUAGUGAGGAGCGCUCGCCGACACCAGAAGCUUGCCGCGUGCAUGACGCUCCUGCGUUGUGUGAUGCAUUGCGACGCUGGCACCGCUGCCCUGAACUACAUAAAGCCAUUGAUGGCAUCAACUACAUUGCGGAGCAGACACGCAAAGAAGAAGAAUCCACCAGGGUGAAAGAGGACUGGAAGUACGUCGCUAUGGUGUUGGAUCGCCUGUUUCUAUGGAUAUUUACCCUGGCUGUCCUAGUAGGAUCUGCCGGGAUAAUCCUCCAGGCGCCCACGCUAUACGACGAGCGCGCUCCCAUCGACGUGCGUCUCUCAGAGAUCGCCUACGCGGCGGCCAAGCCUCGCCCGCCUCCGCCGCGCUAG